Messenger RNA from Tauraco erythrolophus (red-crested turaco), 2271 nucleotides. Lineage: Eukaryota; Metazoa; Chordata; Aves; Musophagiformes; Musophagidae. The record is from RefSeq and is a predicted model, not a curated record.
GUCGGAUCCCCGCGUGACAUCAUCUCUGACAUCAUCCUUGGGAGUGAUGUCAUGUCUCGCAAUACCCUCGGGGAUGAAAGAAGUGACGUCAUCCUCGGGCAUGACAUCAUCAGGGAAGUCAUUCCAAGCAGAGGUGUCACCAUCGUUCGCACUGAUGAUGUCACCAGUGAGGUCACCGGUGGGUUCGACUUCCUGGUUAGCGACACCUCCCGUGAGGUCAUCUCCAGGGAUGAUGUCAACAGCAAGGUCAUCCCCAGGGAGGGAGGGAAUAAGAUCGUGAGCGGCGAUGACAUCAUCGGCGCCGAUAUCCCUAGGGAGGGAGGAAGGGAUGUUGUCCCCAGUGAUGAUGUCAUCAGUGAGGUCAUUUCUAGACAUGACAUCACCAGCCAGCUCGUCCCCAGGAAGGGAGGAAGUGACAUCACGCCUGGUGAUUAUCUCACCAGCAAAGAUGUCCCCGGUGAUGAUGUCACCGGUGAGGUCAUUCCCAGGGAAGAUGCCACCAGCAAUGUUGUCCUCAGGAAGGGAGGAAAUGACAUCAGUCUUGGUGAUGACAUCACCAGCGAGGGCUUCCUCAGGGACAAAGGAAGGGACGUCAUCUCUGUCGAUGAGGUCAGCAACAAUGUCAUCCCCAGGGACCGAGGGAGUGACAUCACCCUCAGCCGUGACAUCACCGGGGAGGGAGAAAACGACGUCAUCCCUGAUGACAUCACCAGCAGGGACAUCCCCAGGGAGAGGGGAGGGGCUGCCACCCCCCGCGGUGACAUCACCGGGGUGGGCGGCCGCAACGUCAGCACUCUCUGUGACGUCACAAGGGGCAGCGACAUCAGCAGUGAUGUCAUCGCUGGGGACGCCCUCGUCAUCGUGAUGUCACCUCUGAUGUCACUAUUGUCUGGGACUGGGACUGGGACAUCGCUGUCCCCAAUGUCCCCAUCCCCAAUGACGUCACCUCUGAUGUCACCAACGUCCUCGACCGGACAAACUGGGACAUCCCUGUCCCAAACAUCCCCGUCCCCAAUGAACUGGGAUGUCCCCGUCCCCAACGACGUCACCUCUGAUGUCACCAACGUCCCCUGGGACUGGGACAUCGCUGUCCCCAGUGACAUCACCUCUGAUGUCACUAUUGUCCCCCGGGACUGGGACAUCCCCGUCCCCAACGUCCCUCAGGGUCGGGACAUCCCUGAUGUCCUUGUCCCCGAUGUCGCUCGGGAUGGUGACAUCCCUGUCCCCAACAUCCCCAGUGAUGUCACCUCUGACGUCACCAACGUCCCCUGGGACUGGGACAUCCCCGUCCCCAACGUCCCCAAUCGCCUCAUCCCUCAGGGUGGUGACAUCCCUGUCCCCAAGAACUGGGAUGUCCCCAAUGUCCUCGACCGGAUGGGAGGUGACAUCCGUGUCCCCGAUGUCCCUCGGGGUGGUGACAUCCCUGUCCCCAAGAGGUGGGACAUCCCUGUCCCCAAAAUCUUUUGGAGUGGUGACAUCCCUGUCCCCAACAUCCCUCAGGAUGGUGACAUCCCUGUCCCUGACAUCUUUGUCCCCGAGAUCUGGGAUGUCCCCAACGUCCUUGACCAGAUGGGUGGUGACAUCCCUGUCCCCAGUGUCCCUCAGGAUGGUGACACCCUUGUCCCCAACGUCCCUGAGGGUGGUGACAUCCCUGUUCCCAACGCCCUUGACCGGAUGGGUGGUGACAUCCCUGUCCCCAAGAGGUGGGACAUCGCUGUCCCCAAAAUCUUUUGGGGUGGUGACAUCCCUGUCCCCAGCGUCCCUCAGGAUGGUGACAUCCCUGUCCCUGACAUCUUUGUCCCCAAGAACUGGGACGUCCCUGUUCCCAGCAUCCCUCAGGGUGGUGACAUCUUUGUCCCUAAUGUCCCUCAGGAUGGUGACAUCCCUGUCUCCAGGAAUUGGGACAUCCCAGUCCCCAACGUCCUUUGGAACGGUGACAUCUCUGUCCCAAAUAUCCCAUGGGAUGGUGACAUCCUUGUCCUCAAGAGCUGGGACAUCCCUGUCCCCAGUGUCCCUCAGGGUGGGGACAUCCCUGUCCCCAGGAGCUGGGACAUCCCUGUCCCCAACAUCCUUGUCCCGAAGGGUUGGACCAUCCCACUCGACAGUGUCCCUGUCCCCGACGUCCUUCAGGGUGGUGACAUCCGUGUCCCUGAUGUCCUCCAUGUCCCUGACGUCCCCGGUGUCCCCAUUCCCGACGUCUCCGGUGGCCCCAGUGUCCCCAUUCCCGAUGUCUCCAACGUCUCUGGCGUCCCCAUUCCCAACGUCUCCGAU